Bacidia gigantensis is the source of this 471-nucleotide messenger RNA. RefSeq lists its product as uncharacterized. The record is from RefSeq and is a predicted model, not a curated record. The coding region runs from base 1 to 471 and encodes 156 amino acids. Lineage: Eukaryota; Fungi; Ascomycota; Lecanoromycetes; Lecanorales; Ramalinaceae. The transcript has 2 exons.
AUGGGCGUAAUCGAUUUCGAAACCCUCGAAAAGCAUGCAGAUCUGAUCGGUGUUGAAAGCCUUCUUCAGGAUCUGAGACACAGCGAAAACUGCUCCAAAGAGAUCCUUGUAGUCUUUUUCAUCCAGGAAGAAGAUGUCACUUGUGAGAUGGGUUCGGGGGACAACCACCGUGAAGCCGGGAGCGCUUGGGAAGGGCAUCAGGAAGGCAACGUGCUUGUCACUUUCCUAGAUACGCCACUGUGGGAUUUUGCCCCUGAUGAGUCUGGCAAGAAUGUUGUUGUCCGCUUGAUCAACGUGAAAUUUGAGAUCUGGCUGCGGGGAUAUGGGAGAAUGCGCUCGAAUAGUAUGGCAUAUUUGGCUGCCAGUCUUGAGACCUGGAGUCAUGUUCCCUGUCAGAUUGCCAAACGCAAGCCUUGGACCCGGACCACGUCAGGCAUUGAUGUGAUCAGACACGCGGCGUCAGAUGACUAA